Messenger RNA from Amoebophrya sp. A120, 9560 nucleotides. Lineage: Eukaryota; Dinophyceae; Syndiniales; Amoebophryaceae. The record is from the annotation of a GenBank genome assembly.
AUGUUGUCCAGGAUGGAGAUGAACGAUGGAACUUCUACAGGAAAUCUUCAUGAACAAGAAGACGAAAGAACCUGCACGGAUGAAGACUUAUCUGCGCAAGUUUUGUCGGAGCUCGCAAGCUUGCAGCAGCGCCGGGAAGCGCGCCCGGUGAAAUUGCCGGCUUUGGCGGAGGAAGACCUGGAGAUUGAAGUGCAGAACUUCGGCUCCGGGGCCGCAGGGGCAGCGCCUUCUGGUGCACAACAUGCAGUUGCCUCUAAUACUGGCAAAAACAAAAACGAAAAGCGGAACAUGAACGAUGAUGCGAACAAUACAACAAGUGGCACUGUACUACCUAGGACAGGCCGCGAUGCAUCAAAGCCGAAUAAAUCUUCUGCAACCUCCACGACGAAAAAUAACUACAGCAAGGGGACCACCAUGGCAGACGACGGCGUGGAAGAUCUGCACCAAACGAGAACUCCGCUCGCUAGUACAACAGCGGAAGCCACGCCGGGUUGCUCAACCACCGAAGAGCCAGCAGAUGGCACUGGUCCCACCUCGGCCGCAGGGAAGAUGAGCAAGACGAAGGACAGAACGAGAACCAUGAUCGAAGAAACUUCUUCUUCCGCACUGUCUCUGGGACAGCAGCAGCAGCAGCACCGUGGCAGCCGUGGUGUCGAGCGCGAGGAAGAGCGAGCUGCAGGGCAUCUUCAGCGUCACACUGCUCAACAUCAGGAUGAAGUAGAGGACAGCGGGUCGGAUGAUGAGGACGAGGAUAGCGAGAGCGAGAGCGACAGCGGCUCUGAGAACGUAUCAAAUGCAAAAAUGUCUGGGUCUGGAACAAAGCAACUUGUCAUGCUAAAUCUGAAUCGUGUAAAAAUCUGUGUUGCAUGAUUCCCAAAAGCUGUCCACUUUUGACCUAAUCAAGAGGCAGUUUCUCAUGCAGGAUAGGCAUGAUAGAACCCUCACAGAAUCUGUCAUGCUAUGUCCUACAUACCAGACCUCAUGGGUCAUGGAAAACCUGCAUGACAAAUCUGGCAUUCUUCCAGACCCAGACAUUUUUACAUUUGAUAGAACGAGGAAAACGACAACGAGGGCAGCGACGACGAGGAGAAUGGUACCACGACUGGGGUGGAUGGCAGCAACAAGGCUUCCAAAAGCAGCAGCCGAAACUCAGCGGCGGAGAAAAAGAAAAAUAAGCUCUCCGACCGGUGGAGCACCACGUCCAUGAAGAUCAACGCCACGUAUGUGGAGCAACGCAUCAAGGAGGCCGAGGAAAAGGGCUACGACCCCCGGUUUUCCAGCAGUGGCCAAGACUACUUUCUGGGAUCCGACCCCGACAAAAGCCUGCGCCGCCCGGUGGACCAGGUGGACCAUGACGGGGUUGCGUCGGGCUUAUGCAAUACAAAAAAAAUUAUUUACGCACAUGUACAAAAUUAAAUGCAUCACAGAAACAGACUUCGCCACUUGAAGAGAGCUGGUGAUACUUUUCAUGCUAGAGACUAUCGAAGGCAAUGCAAGUUUUAUCAUGCAGGAACGGGAUUUGCAUUUGAUUUUGGUUUGUGCGUUGUUGUGCGCGGGAAAUUUACUUUGGAUGCGCGUCGCAGACGGUCUCCAGCAUCGCGGACAUCGCAAAAGGGAUCAAAAAGGCGUUGCAGGAUACGGAGCACAUGGUCAGCAGCGCGGAGCUGGAUACAGUUCCGACUGGGCAACAUCUUCUUCAACAGCAGGGAAUGUCGAAGCUGCAGCCGGCGGCCACCGGUGGAAGAAGCAUUAGCGCAGUUGCAGCAGCUUCGAAGGCAGAAGUACCAGGGGCGACGACGGGUUCCGCCGCACCAGCACACCUCGUCGCGAGACCGAGGACCACUACUUCCGAUCAUGAAGUAGAACUAGAAGCUGCUGCAGAUAAUGUCAAUAAAAACCUGCUUUCCGCUAAUAGUGCUGGCACAGCAGGGGCUGAGGGAACGACCACACGACCGGGAGAACACCUGGGGCAGCAAGGAAGUGAAACGAAGCUGCAAAUGUUGGCGGAAGCUCCUGAUGAGCCCGACGAGGUGGUGUUCGCUUUGGAGCAACUGAACAGCAGCCUCUCCCGGAUAAAGGAAACCACAGUUGUCUCGGAAAUCUCGCCAGCUGGUGCACAAAAGCUACCAGAGUCCACCCCGCAGAGCGGCAAGAGCAGCAUAAGUGGCGUUGAUAAAAAUGAAACAGAUAGCAGUUGUGCCACCGGUUCUUCAAUAGUUGGUCCUGCUGAUGGCUCUGCUUCUACGACAACACCGUCUACGACAACCACAGUUCCCGUGGUGGGCGCCGCGGACAGUGCCACUUCUAUUACAGACGUGCUUGCCAGCUGCAAGACCGCGGUGGACCGAAUUGUCGCCGAGGCGCUGAAACGGCCGCACUUGCUGGAGCAGGGGUCCGCGCGCCAGCAAGCCGUGGAAAAGUUGGCGAGCCAAAUUCGCGACAUGCAGCUGAAUAUGCUUUGCGAAUAUGUCUGGGUGUGGAAUGCGAAUGUUGCAACUUGUAAUUCUGUCUUUGAAUUUCAAAAAAAUCUCUAUUGCAUGACCAGCAAUGUGUAUACGCGGGGAGGGCAUUUCUCAUGCGGAAUAAGCAUUAGGAAGCCCUCUAAGGAUCUGUGAUGCUAGAUCAUGCAUUACAGGCAUCAUGGACCAUACAAAAUAUGCAUGACAAACCUGGCAAUGUUCCAGACCCGGACACGUUUGCAUUUGAUUCUGAAGCACGACCAGGAGAUGCUGGAGAAGCAGCAGGAAAAAUCGGAAACGGAGCAGCGCCUGGCGCAGGUAGACCGGCUCGUCGCGCAAAUGCUGGCGAAAAAACAGCAGGACGACGAUUCGAAGCGGUUCGCCGUCAAAAUUCUGACCGCCGAAGAACUGCAACAGCAGAAAGACAAGGCCGCGGAACAGCUGCUGGGCCGGGGCGGGAGGGUACUUACUAAGUAAUCGAGAUUCAGAUUUCUAUUUCUUAUUCUCAUUGUGAAAAAGAUUUCGUUUGUUGUUGUACGUAGAAGUAGUUGUUAGUGUUUGUGCUUGUGUAGUUUUCUGGUCGUCGUGGAAUUACAUGAACGUAUCUUAGGACGAAACAACGAUCACUGGUGACGCUUGGUAGGUUGUGCUUUCAUCUUCUUCGUCCGACAUUUGCACAGUGUCAAUGCGCUGGCCUUUUUCACCUCCUGUGGCUGUGCCGCCGGCUGUUGCUCCUGUCGUGUUGAAAGUAUACAACCAAAAGCACCGUUUAUUUCCUGUCCCCAUUUUCCCAGGUCCGCGGCGAGGACGGAGAGUCGCAGUCUCCAAGUACGAAGUUGGUGAAGCGCAAGAAGAAAGUGGACAAAAACGCCGACAAGGUGCUAGCGUAUUUUGAAUAUGGAUUGCAAAAGUAUCGUACUCGUAUAAAUGCAUGACAAAUUCAAUAAAAGUUGUAAUGCGGAUUUGACUUGAGAAAGAAAUUUGUAAUGCGUGACUGCAAUACGAGUACGGGUACUGCACUUUUGCGCAGGAUAUUGAAACCAAGUACCCGGUGAUGCAGGAGGUGGUCGCGGCCUUCAGUAACUGGAAACAGGUGCACUCCGACGCGCUGGCCGAACUGAUUUGGUCGGAUCAGUCCAUUCCCGCAGAGCGGUUCACGAAAUUGAAGUCGUACCUAUGCAACUCCAAACAAGCAUCGCAGAAGUCGUGUAGUAAAUACUACUGUAGUACUACCUGUCAUGCACUGCAAAUAUCUUACCCAAUAUGAAUCAGCAUGGCAAAGAGCUGCGCUUUCUUCUUGCUGUUGAAGUCAUUUGUGAUGCGAUUUUCGCUAGUUUUCUUUUGUGCGAUCCUUCUGCUUUUGCGCUGCAUAGUCCCAGAAAAUCAACCACUUUGUCGGCAUGUGCGCGAUCACCCGGAAAAACAAUCUCGGGCGGAAUCUGCUCCGAAUGAAAAAGUACUACCCGCGAGAGUACAAGUUCUUCCCGGAAACGUGGAUUCUCCCGACCGAUAUGUCGGAUUUCAAGGCGCAAUUCCAGCAGCAGGCGUCCCGCAACCGCACUUUUAUCAUCAAGCCGGACAACGGGUGCCAGGGCCGCGGAAUUUUUCUGACGCGCGAAUGGCCCACGCACAUCGACAUGACGACCCCGCUGGUCGCGCAGAAGUACAUUGCGAAGCCCUUCCUCCUGGAUGGGCACAAGUUCGACCUGCGGCUGUACGUGUUGGUCACCGGGUGCGACCCACUGCGCAUUUACCUGCACGAAAAGGGUCUGGUCCGCCUCGCGAGCGAGCGUUACGUGGCGCCGAAGUCGAAAAAUCUGGAACGGCAGAUGGUGCACUUGACCAACUACAGCAUCAACGCGAAAAAUCCCAAAUUCCUGGAAAACGAUGACGUUGACGACGGUGCGAGCGGGCACAAGCGGAGCUUAACCGCAGUGGUGAAGUAUUUGGCGGAAGAGUACAACGUGGACACUGAGAAACUGUUUGCAGAAAUUGAGGAGGUAUAUUGAUAUAUGACUGUCGUCAGCAUUUAUUUCUACAAAGAAUAGAGUGACGGUCUUUUCCCAGUAUGUUGUUCAAAUCUUCUUGGUUUGGUGAAAAGGUUGCUGUUCAUAAACGUGAGCAGAAAUAAACAGACGAUUGCUGAUCCUGAUGCCGUUCUUGCGAGUAUGGUGAUAAUAAUUGGAAUAAACAAAACGAAACUACAGCUGAUCGUGAAGACUUUGAUUUCAAUUCAACCCUCGCUUCGCCAUGUCUACCGCUCGUGCCAGCCGGAAGAUGUGGAUAAAAACGACUAUGGCCCGCUCAACAAAUGGAAUAGUCUCAGAAGAUGGAACAGCAUGAAUUUGUGAUGCAACAAGAUCAAGAAAAUGUAUGCGGAUGACGACGAACUGUAUAGCUGUCAUGAACUAGACUACAAGGACAGAUCUGUAGUGACACUCAGAGGAGCCGCAUUGAAAUACGUUUAGAUUUAAUGUGAAGUCAAAGAUCCGCCUUUGUCAUAUGUCGUUCCAGUUGGGACGAUUGUAGUUUCAGCUGAGCAGGGCAUAGCGUCAUGUGCUUCGAGAUCCUCGGUUUCGACGUUAUUAUCGACGCGAAGGGCAAGCCCUGGCUCCUCGAGGUAAACCACGCGCCGAGUUUUGCCACGGAGUCCGAGGUGGACAGAGACGCGAAAUACAACGUGUUGCGGGACACGUUCCAAAUCCUGCAACUGAACCCGGAAAGGAGGCGAAAAUACCGGAAGGAGAUGCUGCAACGCGCGGAGGCGCGGGUGAUGGGCGCCAGCGUCAUCAAGGGCGGCAAGUUGACGGGGAACAAGUUCGUGUCCGGGCAGGGAGAGAAAGCGGCGCAGCACAGUACGAUCAACGGCGGAACUACGAGCGGGGUGGAGGGGACCGCAAAUGCAAAUGGAGCUGCCGGGGGAUCCACUGCUUCUUCUCCCGGGAAGGGAGCAGCGUCAACAGCUAGUGCGGAGGCAGCGGUGUCGGGAAAUGCGACUGCCACUGCUGGGACGUCGAACAAUGCGGCCACCGUGACUUCGUCUACUACAACCACAGCUUCCGAAUCCGGGGGAGCUGCAGCGGCGAGUGCGGACGGGGGAUCAGCCCCGGCGAGCGCGGACUCGGCAUCUGCUAGCGCUUCUACUCAGGCGGCACCUGUAGAGGAGCAAGGUGGAGUCAGUGGCGCGGGCACAACCACGGAAGGAGCCAGCACACCUGCAGCUGAGCAAGCAACCAACAACAAGGAGGAAAACAGCAACAAUAAAUCCGCUGCUAGUAGUGCCACGACAACUACUGCGCAAAAUAAGUCCACAGCUCCGGCUCCUUCCGUAGCUUCACCACUCAAGAACCACAACCAGAUAAACAAUAGCCUGCAGAAGCCCGGUGUGGCCUUCGGAAAAUCUUCUAGCAACGACCGAGAUCCCUACAACAGCCACAAUUUGGUGAAUGCAAAGAAACGGUCCGCCUUCGGAUCCACCACCAACACGUCAAGUGCCGGUGCCCAAAAUAGUAACCAGCAGAAUCAAGAGGUGCACAAGCAGGAGUACCCAACGGUGGCUGUGCCGGUUGUGCGAGAGCUCACCAGGUGCGAACAGGAGGAAGUCAGUUUGAUCGAGGGGAGUACGGGUUUCAAAAAGUUGUAUCCCCCAACGGAUAUUGAAGAGUUCGUGAAUCACUACGGAAAAUUUGUGGACACGGCGUUCGAUAUUUGGGAAACGCUGACCGGGUCGACCAGUCGGCGGUACCGGUGCCAAGACUGGAUCGAGGACCGAAAGCCGAAACAGGUCACCGAACAGCCGGCGGUAAAAAAGAGCAAGCCCAGACGGAGCUUCUUGUUGCCGAGGGAAUCGGCGAAGGACCGACUCGAGAGGGAACAGGCGGAGGGGGAGGAGGAACUGGGUAUAGAUGAAUUUUUAGAACUAGUUUUCUACACGAACUACAUCUUUCUACAUACUCUUCUCGUCUCGUCCGUCCUUACGACACUCCAAGUGUGAUGAAAAUGUUGAAUGACUCCGGUUUAUAAGCACGAAGUACACAAUAAUUAAAGUAGUCGAAGAACAAAGACAUACUGAUUGUAGUUUGCAUUUAAUGCUAUGACAAUGUCAUAGCAUCCAAAUCCAUUAGUGGUUUCGUUUGUUCCUUCUGUACCAGAACCAAGUCGAUAAAGCUUCCACUAUACCAUACAGACCGUCGCGCCCAGCACCUCCGUUCACGUGCCCGUACUGUGGCUUCCUUGCUCCCCGGCGGCGGGGGACAUCAAAACGCGGACAGCAAGCACCCACUUCUGAUCUCGAGCAAGUCCGCCGGGGCCGAUCACCAAAUGUUUCCCCAGGCGCGGAUGAGCGAAAACAACAACUCUGGAGCAGACAAUGCAACGUCGACUCCAACCACCACGGAAAUGCUGAACCGUUUGAAGGACGACCGUCCGCUCGCGAUUGCCGGGCAGGGCGUCGGAGGCGGUGGCUUAAACAAUUACGACUCGGUCAACGAGCACAGUCGUGAGCCGGGGGCGAUUGCAGCCGCGGUGGCGGAUCGCCUCAGGAACAGCAUGGGAAGUCGGAUUGGCCGAGUGAUGAAUGGCGCUGCUGGAGCGAUGAACAAUGCCUCGUCCGGUGGUGGGCAGCAAGGCGCGUCAAAUGGGACCGGUUCAACAGGAGAAAGCGAUCAACAAAACAUCGCAACCUUGAUUCAGCCGGCCUCGGUGGGCGCGUCCGGGGGGGUUCCGACCCAGUCGAUGCAGGGAUAUCGUUAUCACAACUUGCUGCAAAACCCCCCGGGAGAUCUCGGCGAGCACAUUUUGAAAACGUAUCAACCAAAAGCAUGUUAUCGUUCUUAACGGUUAUCACAGAAGAUGAAGAUUCCACCAGUCAUUUGCAUACAAAGAUUUUAAAGUAUAUUUUUGGUUGCUAUGCAAAACCAAAAGAAGCAAGUUGUGGUUGUCUCACGGCCCCGUCCGUGUUCCUGCAUAGAACAUUGCUGCAUCACAAAGUCCGUUAAUAACGCUUUUAUUCCCGGUGAUAAAACGCAGGGUCUUUCCAUCGUCGAUGCGCCGGCGAACAACGAUGGUUCUUCGGUCAGCAACAGUCGCGUUGGAACGGCGAACGCUCCGGGGAAUAAAAAUGACACCGGUUCUUCCUCCGGAGAAAACAAUCAGCAGAAUAAUUCCGGGUCUCCGGACAAGAAUUCGGAGCAAACAGUGAAGAAAGCAACCUACCGCUACGCGCACUUGAAAAUGGGCGACGUCGUGCAAGUUUUGACGAACCUGGGGUGGGAGAAAGUGGUGGUGCGGAGAAAACUCGAGAACGGACGGCUGGACAUUCUCUUCCAAGACGGGGAAACCAUGCACGACGUGAUGCCGCGCUUGCACGACAAAGUGGCGUCCGUGCUGAACUCGAGCCGGAUCAACACCCUGCAAAAAAUUCUCCCCGGCUACUAUGGAAGCGUCAGGUUUGAAAUCGUCAAAGUUGAAAUAAUUUGUAAUGCAUAAAAUGCAUGACCCGAGGUGCGUGUGUUGCAGAGCAGGCAAGUGAGGCCAAUUGUAAGCCUGUUUGGGGUUACAGCUCGAGCUGCUAAAGUAGCAUGGGAAAAUCGCUCUUCUUUGCCUAAACAGCAUGACAAACUGGAUUUAGGGAGCGCCGAAAUUUGUCAUGCGCCACUUGGAAACUGGGUUCCAACUGGCAUCCAUUUUAUGGAUGGCAAAUUAUUUCAACUUUGUCGAUUUCAACUCUGACACAUCCAUAGCUACGACAGAAACAGUACGCCGGGCGGCGGCAAUAUGGUACCGAGGACGCCAGGAGGUGCAGCGUCAAACAAGUUGGGCGGCGGGGGCAAUCAUGUUGGCGGAACAACAUCAAAUAACCACGGGCGCGACAACGCUACCUUCGGCACCGCGCCGGCCUUCGGCCAAGCCCCGCCGACCAGCGCGGGGUUGUUAGUCUCAAGCGUGCGGAGCAAUCAGAAAAUAAAUGCUGCGGGUGCUGUCAUCAAAAACGGAGCGAACGGCACGACUGCUGCACAGCACCAGGGAAGUAGUGUUCCGACGAGCGUCGUGCUUGCGCCGCCCGAUCAACAACACAGCAACAAGCAGACGUUAGCGUCUGUCGUAGGCAGUGGAUCAUCUGGUGUGGGAGGGAAUAUCAAGCCGAACACUACUUCGACCAGUACUACAGCAGACCAUCAGCAUCCGCCAGGUAGUUCAUCUACUUCAUCGCACCACAACCACUCCGCAUCGGUGGAUUUUCUGGACCCGCAACUGCACUACGCCGCGAACCGCACUAGAACGGGGCUGAGGGCCAACACCUCGUCCAGUGUGAUCUUGUCCGAUAGAGAUCAGCAACAGCAGCAGCAGCAGUUGGCGGGUGGAACGAUGAGCAAAACCCAGAUGAUUCACAACUUUGUGAAGCCGAUGGUCGUGCCCCCGCCUGCAGCGGCGAACGGCAGCAAUUUGGGCUUUGGUAGCACAACUAGCGGGGGCGUCGGCCUUGGAGCUGGUGGAACGGUGGAUAGUUCCACGCGGAAUGCUUCCGCUUCCCCGCUGCAGAGUGUCGGCGUCAGCGCUUUGCAGGCCAGUCACUUGCACCAUCAUCAGGGUCCACAUUCCCAAAUGCCGAUGCAGGUAACCUCGGUCAGCAGCAGUCCCGGUGUUGGCCACCUUGGAGGUGGAGCUGGCGUCGUUGUAUCGACGCCAGGAGGUUCAACAUCAUCCCACCCUUCACCCCUCGGCAAAAGUACGACGACCAGCAGUCCGAAUAAAAAUAUGAACCUGAACUACCCGCAGCACUUACCGCACUCGGCGAAGGCGUUGUAUGCCGGGGCGAACAGCACCCGAGUGGGCACGGGCAGCGGGGGCGCGGUGGCCGGCGGUGGAUCCGCGGCGACGUCCCGGGCGGGACAUAACGGGCAGCUAAAUCAGCUGGGGUCGAACAUCAUGAAAACCCCAGCUUGGGCGGGCAGCUUCUCGCCCAACAAGUUGGGUGAUUCGCGUCGCCGCGGGAGCCCGCAGAAGGGUCACUUUCUGGACCCGGCCAGCAUGGUGAGCGGGGGCCGGAACGGCGGGAGUUCCUCCUUGUGGGCAUCGCACUCGGUACGCGCAUCAAGGUAG